Molecule: messenger RNA, 3652 nt
Organism: Onychostruthus taczanowskii (white-rumped snowfinch)
Lineage: Eukaryota; Metazoa; Chordata; Aves; Passeriformes; Passeridae
Gene: BAIAP2
Product: BAR/IMD domain containing adaptor protein 2
Exons: 15
Coding region: 72-1658 (528 amino acids)
Biological process (GO): actin crosslink formation; positive regulation of actin filament polymerization; plasma membrane organization
Cellular component (GO): nucleoplasm; cytosol
Molecular function (GO): cytoskeletal adaptor activity; protein binding
Source: RefSeq, a predicted model, not a curated record
CCGCGGUUCCCCGCUCUCCCGCUCCGUGCCCGGCUCCGCCCGCCGCUCGCCCGCACCCCGCGCCGCCGCCCAUGGUGCUGCCCGGCCCGCCCGGCAUGGCCCGCUCCGAGGAGGUGCACCGCCUCACCGAGAAUGUCUACAAGACCAUCAUGGAGCAGUUCAAUCCCAGCCUCAGGAAUUUCAUUUCUAUGGGGAAGACCUAUGAAAAAGCCUUAGCAAGCAUGACCUACGCAGCAAAGGGGUACUUUGAUGCUCUGGUGAAGAUGGGAGAGCUGGCCAGUGAAAGCCAAGGGUCGAAAGAAUUGGGGGACGUGCUCUUCCAGAUGGCAGAGGUGCACAGGCAGAUCCAGAACCAGCUGGAGGAGAUGCUCAAGUCCUUCCACAACGAGCUCCUGACGCAGCUGGAGCAGAAGGUGGAGCUGGACUCCCGCUACCUGAGUGCUGCGCUGAAGAAAUACCAGACAGAGCAGAGGAGCAAGGGGGACUCCCUGGACAAGUGCCAGGCAGAGCUGAAGAAACUCCGCAAGAAGAGCCAGGGCAGCAAGAACCCGCAGAAGUACUCGGACAAGGAGCUGCAGUACAUCGAAGCCAUCAGCAACAAGCAAGGGGAGCUGGAAAACUACGUCUCCGAUGGCUACAAGACAGCUCUGACGGAAGAGAGGAGACGGUUCUGCUUCCUGGUGGAGAAACAGUGCGCGGUGGCCAAGAGUGCCAUCACCUACCACGCCAAGGGGAAGGAGAUGCUGACACAGAAGCUGCCGCUGUGGCAGCAAUCCUGCUCGGACCCCAACAAGAUCCCGGACCGCGCCAUACAGCUGAUGCAGCAGAUGGCUGCCAGCAGCAAUGGCACCAUCAUGCCCAGCCCUCUGUCCACAUCCAAGUCCAACCUCAUCAUCUCUGAUCCCAUCCCUGGUGCCAAACCUCUCCCUGUCCCCCCGGAGCUGGCACCUUUUGUAGGACGCAUGUCGGCACAGGAGGCCAUGCCAGUGAUGAACGGAGUCUCAGGCUCUGACAGCGACGGGUACAACCACUGGUCUGAGAUGAAGCCAGCACAGCCCAAAUCUUUAUCUCCUCCCCAGCCUCAGAAGCAGCUGAGUGACUCUUACUCCAAUACACUCCCAGUUCGCAAAAACGUGGCACCGAAAAACAGCUACGCCUCAGCUGAAAACAAGACACUGCCACGCUCCAGCUCCAUGGCCGCCGGGCUCGAGAGGAACGGCCGGACGAGGGUGCAGGCCAUUUUCUCGCACGCUGCCGGGGAUAACAGCACCCUCCUGAGCUUCAAGGAGGGGGACCUCAUCACACUGCUGGUGCCCGAGGCCCGGGACGGCUGGCACUACGGAGAGAGCGAGAAAACCAAAAUGAGGGGCUGGUUUCCGUUCUCCUACACACGGGUCCUUGACAAUGAUGGCAGCGAGCGGGUCCACACCAGCCUGCAGCAAGGAAAGAGCAGCAGCACUGGCAACCUGCUGGACAAGGAUGACAUCUCCAUCCCGCCGCCGGACUACGGCAUGGCCUCGCAGGCCUUCCCGGCACAGGGCGGCAACACCUUCAAGCAGCGGCCGUACAGCGUGGCCGUGCCCGCCUUCUCCCAGGGUCUUGAUGACUACGGGACGAGAUCUGUCAACAGCCCCGAUGUUGAAGUGGCCAGGUUUUGAGGUGCCCCUGCCCGUAGUUAGAACCCUUUUGCCAACGUCCAGCUGAAGCCAACGGUGACAAACGACCGCUCGGCCCCGCUCAUCAGCUGAUCCGGGAGCGCUGGCGCCCGCGUGGCACUCGCCACCUCCUCACCCUCCUCAUCCUCCUCCUCGCUGCUGCAUGUCCAGCUUCCCAGGACUCCAUUUCUAGGCCGAAAUUAUUAAUCCUGCUGCUUUGAAAGCCAAAGGCUCAAGCUAGUGCCCUAGUUCUCUCUUCUCUAGACUCCCUCGGUGGCAGGGGGUCACAGCGCUGCCAUGUCACCUGUCCUGUGCCUGUGCUGAGUGUGGUGGCACUUCCUGGAGUUAGGGCAGCGUGUUCCAGAGCCGGGGUGGCUCCCAGGCCCAGCAGCAGCUUGCUGCGGGUGGGGAACUGGGCUCAGCUGGAGAACAACUCUGCGUGGGCUCACAGUGCUCCAAAGGGGCAGCAAGGCAGAGAGGACACGGUGCCCCUGCUCUCCCUGCCCAGACAGGAGGGACCCCCAGGCCAGGCAGGACACCGGGACACCUCGUGCAAGCCAAGGCAUGGUGGGUGGCACAGGCAGCGCCCAGGCUCCCACCAGACCCCGGGUGCCCAGGCCAUGCUCCGGGCUGGGACAGGGCAGUGGGUGCCAGCACUGCAGCCCCCGCUGGGACGGGGUCAGCUCCGGUCCCAGAGCUCCUGCUGUGCCAGGGCUCGGGAUACUGUGGGGAAUCACGGUACUGCUGUAAAAUAUAAGCUAGGAAAAAACCACUUGUGGAGGAGAGGGCAGUGUGUGAGUGAACCUUGGGGUGCCCCUGCUCCCUGCAGACAGGAGCUCUCAUCCAGACCUCUUGCUUGGCUGAUUGCUCUUCCUCUAUUCCUAGGGCUGCAUGAGAGAGAGAGAUAGAUAGAGAUAAAUAUAUGUAAAUAUAUAUACACACACUUGCUAAGCUUACUGCUGGGGGUGCCCACGAGUAAGGAGGCUCCCACAGCCCUUCCCGCAGCUCCUGAGUGACCAGGGUCACAUCCUUGCUCAAAAACAGGGAGAAAAAAGAGAGUUUCCAGGCAGGAACUGUGUCUCCCAUGGGUGAGGGCUUGAAUCCAGAGUUUUUGCUUUUUCCGUUGUAUUUCUCCUUUUGCACUUUCUGCUCACUGGUGCAGCAUGUCCUGGUCCCCACAGCCCGGGCAGUGGCUGCUUGGCUGGGCUCUGGGCUGGGCACUGGGCAGGGCACAGCCCAGGGAGCUCGGUCCCAAUGGGACGUGGUGGCUCAUCUCUCCUGUGUCCCCUCUGAUGGGUUUUCCAGCUCCGCUGCAGGACAACAGCUUCUCCUGUGACUGCCCAGGCUCCGGCUCUGCACGAGGGUUCCCAGCUCCAUGAUGUGGCUCCUCUUCCUCUCCCAGGGCUGGAGCAGAUGGGUGGGGGGUGGAUGGGGCAGGGGUGAGGGAAAGGGCUCUGCUGUGGGGUGGGGCAGAGGGUGGGACGGCUGGUGGUCACAGCCUGAGUUGGGGACAGGCCUGGGGUCCCCUUGGCCACUGCAGUGUCCUCUUCCAUCCCUGUGCCAGGGGCUGUCCCCUGGGCCCCCCAAGCUGCCACCCUGGCUCCAGCCAGCCCCCGGGGGCUUCGCUGCACCUCCUGGCUCGGUGGCACCUGUAAGACGUAACCUGCAAUAAUUUUUUAUGAGAAAACGUAAUUUAUGAGCAAUUUAACCUCCCCCAGCCCUCCCUCCUGCAGCACUUCCCCUGGCCAGAGACUCCUGCCUGGCCCUGGAGCGUGGCCAGGGCCCUCCUGAGCUGGCUCCAUCCUGGGUGCUGGGCAAUGAUCGGGGCAGGAAACAACUUAAGAUAUUUUAAAAACUUUAUUAUUGGCCCGAUGAGAUUUGACACACAUGCUGGGAGCUGUAUGGAAAUCAGCACUGAUAAAAAAUACAGCAAUUAUGACCCGUAUUGAGAAAAUAGACCAUGUAAGAAGAGCCUUUCUAUUAAAAAAGUUACCUAA